GAUGUGGCUCAGUGGUAGGUGCUCCUGGGUUCAAUCCCUGAUACGCCCCCCCCAAUUAAAAUAAAUAAAAUUCAUAGGUGCUUAUUAUUAAAUAAAACAGGAAGUCAGAUAUACCUGAAGAGCUAAAAGAGACUUAAAGUGUGUAAGCAUCAGGGUCACCGUGGGAGUGGUCCAGGCUGGACGUGGCCCCCGGCCGUGGGGUGCUGAGCCUGGGGUGCCCGUCCUGUGUCCCACACUCGGCACACAGCAGGCCUUCAGGGCAGGGCACUUCAUUCCUGAGCUCCGACCUCCAGGUCACAGGGAAGGAAGGGGGACAUGGUCCUCCCCACUGUCCUUCGCUGCUCUGCUGGCCUCCUGCCUCUCCUGGCAGCCUCUGGAGCUGAGGGCUGCCUUCCUGCCCCUUCCAGCUCCUGAGGCCAACUGCCCUCUGCCUCUGCCCUGCAGCUGCUCUCCUCCCAGCAGCUCUGGCCCAACCAGGGCCCUGAGUGUGGGGGCAGCCCUCCCCCUCCAGGCUGCCCUCCCCCUGCACACACUCCCCUCCCCCAGCUUCAUCUGGCUCAUGGACAAGUGGGGGAAGGAGACGUGGGACAGACAGACAAGCAAGGCCAAGUGUCUUCCCCUGGCCAGGGCCCUCUGGGGCUCCCUCUAGCUGUUGGUGGCCCUUGCUGCAGUGAAAUCCACAGUGCUCAAUUCAGAGGGCCCCUGAUGGCUAGUGCAGGCCACUAGGGGUUGAGUGGUAAGCGUUUUAUGCAGGCCCAGGAUGAAUGUUCACGCCACAAAGGUUCCCUUGAAGGCUGUAGGGCGUUGCAUCUUCUUGAACAGAAAUGUAGCUUGCUUUCUGAGCCGCAGGGGGGAUGGUUUCAAGGUGGACAGACUCUAACUAUUUUAUGGUUACCUUGAGCAACUGGAAUAUUCUUCUAACUCUCCAAAAUAUAUAAAUGGAUUUAAGAGACAAUCUUCAAUCCUCUCCUUCUAUAAAAUCAGAUUAGCCUCGUGGUGAGGGCAGGCCCUUAAUCCCUUCAGCUCAGGAGGCUGAGGCAGGAGGAUCAGGAGUUCAGAGCCAGCCUCAGCCAAACUGAGGCCCAAAGCAACUCAGUGAGACCCUGUCUCUAAAUAGAAUACAAAAUACGAAUGGGGGUGUGGCUCAGUGGUGGAGCGCCCCUGAGUUCAGUCCCCAGUCCCCAACCAAAACAAAUUACUUCCAAACUGGAUAUUUGAAAAAAUUGCAUGAAACUUUGAUUUUUUUAGUAUUUAUGACUACUCUGGAGUAGAAAGCAAGACUUCACACCAAAGUGGAAGAGACGUUCUUAUACACUCAGAGACACGCCCCAGCACUUCAGCAGGCACAGUGUCCGUCUGUCCAUUGGUCAUACACACUCGAGUGAACCCUUCUGGUGGAUGCAUUUAUGCUCUCAAUUUUGUCCAGAAAAACAACAGUGAUUCAAAAACAACAGUGAUUCAAUCUUGAAUCAAAAAAAUAAAGUUCUUACCUCUCUAGUGAAAGAUUAUAGCGUGCACAGGGUUUAAGGUAAGAAACAGGACAAAUUCACGCGGACAUACAACAUAGUCUCCUUACUCUCGUGUUGGCGAUGUGCUGGAGCAUCGCACUCGCACACAUUUUAGAAAUGUGAGUGGCUGUGAGCGUCUUGACUCCUGAAGUUGCUAUUUAGUAAAGAAUUGGGGUGUCACUGGGAGAAUUCUGUCACUCCUGGGGGUGGAGACAAUGACAUGGGUUAGGCCUGGGGACCUGUGAAUUUUCUCUCUCCUGCUUGUUCCUCUGCCCUGCACUGAAGCUCAUUGGCCACACGGGCUCAUUCCAACUCCCUCAACUAACACUAUAAAUACAGGUCGGACUCAUUCACGUUCAGUGUCACAUCUCCUCGAAGCAGAUCCCGGAUAUAGGUCACUUAGUGGGCAGGUCACCCCAAGGAAACAACAGACGGGCCAUGCCACGUGUCUCCGACAGCCCCAAGUCUCCCUAAGGCACCCUGCCGUCCCCUGCUGAGGGGUAGAAAGAAGUUGGUGGUCACAUGUCUGUGCAUGCUCAGCUCAAAGUCACUGUGAAAGGUUCAGACGGGGAACACAGACAUUUCAAGGUGGCAGACUUGAGCCCCCUGGGCAUGCUCAGUUCAGGUCCCAGAGACGGCAGGUGUGAACCUCUCUAGACAGGCUCAGUUCAAUAGGAAAUGAUCCAAGCGUUAUCUUGGAACCUAAAAGAAAACAAUAAAUAAAGAGUGGUCCCGGGAUCUUAGAUGUCACGGCUGGUUCUUUGUUUCUCCAAACAGUUUGAGCUAGAAUAAAACCCACACCAUAUCGAAGGUGUGUUAGGAAUUGGCCUGUAAACGUGCCUGUCCCACUUAGUAGCUAACAGACUCAGUCCCUGGCGAGGGGGACAUAUUUUAGCCCCAAACUGCUCCGGGAUUCAAUCUCCAUUACGGUUGGCUUGGAAGUUUGUCCAACUGGACGUGAUUUUUAUAUUUGUUCAAGGGCUCCUUUUCCUCAUCUCUAGUGUAUGCUCACAGCUCUCUAUCAGAGAUGGGCAAACCAGGGCCCAGGGGCCACACCCACCCUAAACCUGUUUGGAACCUAAGGUUUUCCUGGAAUGCAAUUACACUUGCUUUCCCAUCCCAUCUGGCUCUUCUAGAAAUCUCUUUUCACAUCACAGAGCUGGAGAUCCUUUCUUAAAUAAGGAAUUGGCCAAAAAAAAAUGACCUCCCAUGGAAUGAAGACAGGUAUCUCCUUCCCCUCCACCCACCGGCUGACCCCACCCUAAGUGCCGGACACUUGGCCCUGUGUGACCCCAGAACUCUUCACACUUCCUCAGUGAGUCUAGCUCUGUCUUCUCCACACAGUCCUCAUUCUAAACCUGGGUGAACGGGUGCCGCGCUCUUGUUGCCUCCUUAGUUUCUAUACUUUGUCCCCACCCCCUUCCAUUUUGGCAUUUGGGACUUCCCAGUUGCUUUCUCAUAGGUGUGCUUUGAAAAGGAAAUUUUCUCCAAAAAUGAUCGCUGCACACCACCUUCAACAGACUUCCAAACACUGCAACGGAUUCCCCGACAACCCGUUGACAGUUGUUUUUGAAGUAUUUCCAACCAUCAGUGGGAAAUGCACCUCUCUCUACUCCAAGAUUAACAAUAGAAAUGAAGGAAACCGUCAUAUAUGAACACGUGGAGCUGACCAUUACGGGAAAGUCCGUGUAAAAUCAAGCUGCCGGUAUAAAUAGAUCGUCCUGGAUGAUCUUAGCCAUUUCCAUAAAAGCUAAAUUGCAAAAAAGUGAUAUUAACCACCAUCUCAGGAGAAUGAAACAUAACCAUCCUUCCUGAUAAGAUUAGUUAUUUAUUCUUCCUUAAGAGCGCAUCCCAGUGUAUUAUGGUCAGUUUGGGGGAGAGGUUUCUAGGGGUUGAACACAGGGGCAGGCGCUUAACUACUAAGCCUCAUACCCAACCCCUUGUCCGCUAAAUCUACAGACAUGGUCUUGCUAAACUGCUUGGGGGCUUCACUAGUUGCUGAGGCUGGCCUCAAACUUGCUAUCCUCUUGCCUCCGACUCCUGAGCUGGUGCCCCUGCAGGCGGGCUCCACCACGCCCAGCUGUGUUCCAGUUGACAGUGUGGCCAGCGCCCCUCUCCAAUAGCUGAAAUGAUUAAGUGGGAUUGCCGACUGGAUUGGUUUAAGAGGUGAGGAUUAAGAAGAUUCUGGGUGUGCCCAUGGGGUGUGUGUGUCUUGGAGUGAUUGGCUUCUGGCCGAGCCAAUUGGAGAGGAGACCCUCCCUAAGCGGGGGCAGCUCAGAUCAACAGGAUGGCGGAUAAAAGCCAGAGGCACAGGGGGGCCCCAGCAGAGACAAGCUCCCUUCUUCUGCAAAGGGCUCUUGAUGGAUCCUGCGACCAACUCAGGUUGUGCACUCUGACAACCUCUUCCAAAGUGGACUCUGCCCGUGAUUCUGCAGGGAGUUUCCAGAAGCCUUGGGUCGUGGACCAGGGAAGACGGUGGACCCUCUGGUCCUGGGCCCAGCCUCCUGGAUUGUGCGCCUCCUGGUUCUGCCAGCUCUCCAGCCUGCAGACGGCCGCGGUGGACUCUCCAGCGUCUGGUGGCACGAGGCGACCUAAUAUCAUUGUGCCUCCUGUUGGUUCGGUUCCUCCAGGGAAUCCUAAUCCCAUCGUCGACGGCAGAAAUUCUUCUCAGGUGAAAGGAGAAGCAGGUCAAGACCCUUCUACCCAGAGCGCGUGUGCAGGAGCCGCAGAGCCAGGAGAGAGGACUGCGCUCCACUGCCCUCCAAAGAGGGUGGGACCUGGGCUGUUGCCUCCUGCUGUGACGUCCUAGUGUCCUCAAGGUUGGGGGACAUAGCAACCGGGCUCCCACGCGCUUGGCUUGCCUGGACACCCAGCACCACUUGACAGUGUACCUGUGGCUUCUCCUCUCGACGCGAGUUGUCUGGAAGCAGCCCCCGCAGCCCCGCGCUCAUGGGCGGCUCCCUGGCCAGGUGCCUGCAGAGGUGCCUGCGCACCGCCUGGGCCGCGCUGCCGUCCUGCCGCGCGCAGCAGCCCGGUUCUGCCAGCCCCAGGUCCGUGCGCCGACCCCGGGACCCAGGGCUCUUCCAUCCUGCGCUCAUCUUCCCGGGCUUCUUUGUCCUCUCCCGAGCCCUGCCCCGCAUCGUGCCAAAGACGGAGCCAAAUGAAGGCCCCAGGCCAGCGGACCCCCCGGAUGCCCAGCCCGGGGCGCCCAAGCCCCCUCUCUGGCAGCUCUUGAAGGCGGGGCUGAGCGCUCCUGGCCCAGGCCACACCAAGAGAGGGCCUCCGGGUGCCCAGAGGCGCCGACGGAUCCGCAGCCCGGUCACAGUCCUCAUCGACCCGCCCCAGCGCCCAGGGACCCGCUACGAGUGCCCACCCGUGGCGCCCACCGCAGACCCGUGCGCCAAGGCCACCGUGCUCCAGGCCCUCAGUAAGUGCCCCAAAGGCAGAAAGAAGUUUGACGGUCCUCUCUGGUUUGAGAAGCCAGAGCCUGAGGUCCCCAAGCCCCAGGUGGACAAGCCCCAGGUCGCCAAGCCCCAAGUCCCCAAGCCCGAGGAUCCUAAGCUUGAGAUUCCAGAGCCCCCGAAGACCCCGGAGCCCAGACCGUCUGCUUUCGCGCCUGUGAUCAGCAACGGAGUGGCGCGGCCCUUCGCGCCCCAGCCGGAACCUCUCACCAGGAUCUUCCGCCCAGUGCCCAGGAGACCCAGGCAGGGCCUGCCCCCCAGCCACCCCUUGGCUGGCCGUGCCCGCUGUGUCCCCUGGUGCCGGCACUGCACCGGCCAAGGACACUGUCUUGCAGCUGGAGACCCGGGAGCAAGUGCCCCCCAGUCCAGGGGCCUCGGGCCUGGCCGCCGGGCUCAGCAGCCUCAGCAGAAGAGCCCCGCUGAGCCCCGGAGACCACCCAGCCCCAUGGUGCCCCUGACGGCCCCCAGAGGGCCCAACGGCCACCUUCUGUUCAGAUACACACCUACAGUCACCAUCGUGUCCUACUGACUCCGCUCUACCCCACGGGGAGGCUUUGGCCACCCGCAGACUGGCCACUGCUUGGACUCACAGGUCUGCCACUCCCCAACCUUCCUCUUUGUCACCUGAGGAGCCCCCACUCCAGGAGACUGUUGACCCCUCACCCCUGGCCGCCCACUCCCGCUUCUCCCUGGGAAGAGACUGACCAGGGAGGCAGCCUCCGCCCCACGUGCCCAUUUCUUAGUAAAGUGAUGCUUCCUGUUUCAUGGAGUAGGAAUAGGAAUAGUGAAGGUUUGUUCUCCUAGAGAUUGUCCUGUUCUUCCUUUCCAAGACUCUCCCUGGAGGUUCUCCAACUGGACACUGUAGAGGAUGGGGCCAGACCUUCUGGUGGUUGGUGCUGUGCUGUGCAUGGGAGGGGGGACCAGCAGCCUCCCUGGUCUCUGAGGGGCAGCUGAGCCAAUCCACAGUGUCACCAGGCAAUUUCUAAUGGCUCACAUGGCUCUCAGUGGAAGCCACCCAUCUAGCUAAUUUACAAGAAGAAAAGGGGAUAUUUUAAUAAUGUGCUUUCAAGUAAUAAAGAUUAGAAGUAUAAUAAUUUGUGUAGCACAUUGUCAUUUGUACAAAUUAUGUUAUGUAACUAUCCGUCCGUGUUCUCAGGAUGUCCUUUGUAACAUACUGAUGGGUUUAUCUCUGCAUUUAGGUAGCUUAGAUGUUGUCGAUUCAAUAUGAACUUAUCUUUUAUCAAUGAAGUUGGUUAAACUAUUUUAAAAUAGUAAUGGGCACAUUACUAAUGAUAACAUAAUAUAUUCUGUAUUCUGUAACAUAGUUAAUAUUAUUCUAUUAUAUAAACGAUACAGAAACUAUGAAGUUGUGUUUCUGAUGUGAUAAAGAAGGGCAGAAACCAGGCUGAGGUCCCUUGGACACUUGGCCUGGGCGGAUCUUUCUAUGCAAAGUCUCCACACAGUGUUGGAAUUUGAGCCUCGUGGUCUUCCUGUUGAGAGGCAGGGGACCCAGCUGUACCCAAGCCGUCCCUCUUCCCCUGGAGCGUGGUGUCCAGGGUGGAGCAGAAGAGAGACCAGGAAAUGCACAGACACACCUUGGGGUGGGGCUGGAGGGACGGCAAGCUCUGAGAGAAAAAUAGUGGUCGUUCUAGAGCUUCUCAGGGAAACCGGAAAAAAAAAAAGAAUCAACCUUGUAGCUUGAAAGUUUGCAUCAUUCAUGUCUGGGAUGGACAGGGCACAGUGUGUCAAUGAUAGAGAAGAAGGGCUUUGGCCUCUGAUUGUAUCAACUGAGACACUCUGGGCACUUGGGAUGGUCUGUCCCCUGUAGGAUAGGAUUGUCCUGAACCUUGGGUCCAUUAUUUCUCUCUGGUCUCUGCUGUAAAUGCUGCAGCUCUCUCCAGUCCUGGGUGUAGGUCCAACCCCCAACUCCCACUCUACCCCAUCCCCGUGCACAUGCACACACACACACACAGACACACACACACACACACACAUAUUUCUGGGUGGAGCCAAUACUAGGUGGUUAAACUGCCAGGCAGCCCGGCUCUUCAUCUGUAGCCGCAAAGUUGCCAUGCACAGAGGUUACCCCAAACCUUGAGGCUCUAUUUCAAGAAAAUUUAUGUAUGAAGACUGAAUUUGGAAAUCUGGGUCAUUUUCAGGUACCACAGACCCCUUCUCUGUCUCUGUCAGACACUUAAGUGUGUAAGCCUCAGGGUCACCAUGUGAGUGGUCCAGGCUGGACGUGGCCCCCAGGCCGUGGGGUGCUGAGCCUGGGGUGCCCGUCCUGUGUCUCACACUCAGCACACAGUAGGCCUUCAGAGCAGGGCACUUCAUUGCUCAGCUCUGACCUCCAGGUCACAGGGAAGGAAGGGGGACAUGGUCCUCCCCACUGUCCUUGGCUGCUCUUCUGGCCUCCUGCCUCUCCUGGCAGCCUCUGGAGCUGAGGGCCGCCUUCCUGCCCCUUCCAGCUCCUGAGGCCAACUGCCCUCUGCCUCUGCCCUGCAGCUGCUCUCCUCCCAGCAGCUCUGGCCCAACCAGGGCCCUGAGUGUGGGGGCAGCCCUCCCCCUCCAGGCUGCCCUCCCCCUGCACACACUCCCCUCCCCCAGCUUCAUCUGGCUUAUGGACAAGUGGGGGCAGGAGACGUGGGACAGACAGACAACCAAGGCCAAGUGUCUUCCCCUUGGCCAGGGCCCUCUGGGACUCCCUGUAGCUGUUGAUGACCCUCGGUCCUGGUGGGCAUCCAUAGCUCUCCAUUCGAAGUGGUCUGUGGGAGCCUUUGGGGCCCCCUCUGGGGACCUCUGUCCUGCAGGUCCCUCUUACAUGGGAGAUGCACCGUGACUUCUUCAGACCCCCCACCCAGCACGGCUCGGCCUCCCAUGGCGCACCUCCAGCCCCACUCCGCCACCUUGCCUGGCCCUGCAGUGGAUUUUCACAGCCCCAGACUGCGUCCUGUUCCUCUUGGAAACCUCCUUUGGCCCCAGGAAGGCGCCCAGGUCCAGGCGGCUCUGCACCAUUAGACCUCUCCUGCUGAGAGGCUCCCGCUAGUUUCUGCCCCACGGCAGGCACACGCAGGGACCUGGCAUGCCGUCCUCUCUCUGGAACCCUAGCUCCUGCUCUUCUGGUGGCAACUGGAGAGAGUCCUGAGAAGGUCUUUGACCGGGGAGCAUGCAGCCAGGGGCAGCCGUGCCAGUCUCCCCUGUCACAGACACCUCUGCCCUCUGAUCCUAUCAGUUCUGUACCUGGCUUGAGGUGCCAGGCCAGCAUCACU
This is a messenger RNA of Ictidomys tridecemlineatus (thirteen-lined ground squirrel), 8238 nucleotides long. RefSeq lists its product as uncharacterized. The record is from RefSeq and is a predicted model, not a curated record. Lineage: Eukaryota; Metazoa; Chordata; Mammalia; Rodentia; Sciuridae.